AUGGUUGGACCAGCUGCUUCGCUCACACCUCUGGCCCGUGCCGACGGGUCGGCAUCCUACCAGUGUCCUACGACCGGUUACAGUAUCCUGGGCUCGGUGAAUGCUCCUAUCGAGCUACCAGGUCGCCGUGAUGCUUUGAAACCCGAAGAAGCGACUGUCGAGGUCUUUGUGAAGCCGGGGACGACCCCCGGCGGUGUUGGCGAACGCUACGUGGAGGGCAUCAUCAAGAGCAUGCUAGGAAGGAUAAUUCUGGGUCGGGAGAAGGGAUACCCUCGACGAGGCGUUGUUGUCACACUGGCUAUUGUGGGUGGCCAAAGCGUUACCAGAGGUGAUUCGUAUCUAACUCUUCUACCGGCUCUCCUUCAAGCCUCGCUUCUGGCGCUACUCUCUGCUGCUGUACCUUUAUCUAUGACUUUUACAGCAACUGUUCUGGCGGUCACCGCGGCCGGAGAUAUCGUUCCAGAGCCAUCGAUCGAACAAGCGGCGACAGCCAAAUCCCUUCAUGCACUGGCCUUUUCUUCCAAGGGUCAUCUCCUGCUGAAUGAAAGCCAAGGAAAGUUUGAUUUUGAUACUUGGGAUAAGGUGCAUGAGCGGGCGUCCGCGAUCUGUCACGGGACCGGGAUCAGUAGCGGCGACGGUGACGUUGCCAUGGCCGGAGAGGACAAUGGACAGAACCUGGAGAAAUUCGUACGAGAGACGGUCGAGGAUAAACUUUAUUCAGACUACGCCUGGAAGAUUGAUGCGGCUUGA
Molecule: messenger RNA, 750 nt
Organism: Aspergillus clavatus NRRL 1
Lineage: Eukaryota; Fungi; Ascomycota; Eurotiomycetes; Eurotiales; Aspergillaceae
Product: putative exosome complex subunit Rrp46
Exons: 2
Coding region: 1-750 (249 amino acids)
Biological process (GO): rRNA catabolic process; poly(A)-dependent snoRNA 3'-end processing; nuclear mRNA surveillance
Cellular component (GO): nuclear exosome (RNase complex); cytoplasmic exosome (RNase complex); nucleolus
Source: RefSeq, a predicted model, not a curated record